UAUUUAAUACAUCGAUGUAUUAUCACUCAAAGUCUAUGCACGUGAAAGAUUUGACGUAAACAUCACAUAAUGCAGGCCAUGUCUUUUCUGAAAGGAAUUCUAAUUUUUGUUCUGCUGGGAUUUACUCGCCUAACACAAGGUCAGCUUGAAUGUAAGGUAACUGUUCACGGAAUUAAUUACCUUGGACUGAAAAACGUGACUAUCUCUGGACGCACCUGUCAGGAUUGGAGUUCACAGUAUCCCCACAAACACGAACAAACGGACAAAAUAAUGCUGAGGAAUAGUCGCAACUACUGCAGAAACCCUGACGGGGAGCCAGGAGGGCCCUGGUGCUACACCACAGACAGGAACAAGCGGUGGGAGUACUGCAAUAUUCCCUCUUGUCCUAUAUCAGACGAACAGUGUUACGAAGAAGGGAAAGGUACCGCCUAUCUGGGUAAGAUAAACGUGACGGAGACAGGGUAUGCCUGCCGUCGGUGGGACAGUGAAGCGGUGUUCGUGUAUCAGGUGUUCGAGCAUCUAGAAAAUUACUGCAGGUCACCAGACGGCGCUCCAUUCCCCUGGUGUUUGUCCACAGCCCCUGGCAAGAGAUGGGAAAAAUGUCAGAUACCGAUUUGUGGGAGACAUGGAACAACAAAAACACAAACUGCAACAACUUCAGCAACGAUGUCAGCAACAAACACUGCAGCAACAACAACCUUUGAACAAUCCACCGCAUUAAAAUCAAAGAGCAAUUAUAAAAACAAAGAACGGAUUAUUGCUGCAAAUGAUGGAAGUUGCGAACAAAAUUCUGUCAAAGUUGAAGUUGUCACGGUAGUAACGCUAGUGUGUGUUCUAUUGACAACUGUAGGCAGCAUUUACAUUAUCGUUCUGCUGAGACAUAACCGCCUCCAGUGCUUCCCAGGCCAGAAUACACCGUAUGCUCUCAAUAAUGUUUACGAUUCUGGGGUAUCGGAUAUCCAGCCUAUUGUCUAUUCUAGUCGUUGAUGCAACAAAAUUGUGAAUGAAUGAAUUUUGUCUUUUAAAAGUGUGCCUUAUCCUUUGCUCUGCAUGCACAUUUCCGCGCACUUAACAUUUUAAGGUAACACUAAUGUAUUCAACAAAUUUAUCAGAGAUGUAGUGAUAAAAGUAUGUAUACUAUAACGUUAAAGUGGUCAUGUAGAUAAUUAGAUAGUUUUAUAUAACCACAAUAAGGUAUUAUUUCUACCUCUUUGAAAAUCUACUUAGAACGUCUCGGGAUCCCACAAGAUAUAUAAUUGUAUGCUGUUUUAACUUUAAUUAUAUAAUUUAUAAAUAUAGAGGAAUUUAGAAAUUAUUUGUAGAACUCAUUUUUUGAAAUAAUGAUUUUAUCAAUGAUUUUAAUGAUAUGUAUGCCUUCUUUUUGAUUGUUUAGAGCAAGAAUUAUGUAGAAUGGUAAGUAAGCAAUAUACCUUUUUAUGUAGGAUUUUCUCAUUGAAAAAUCUUUUAAACAUUUUAAAAAUAUUUUGUCUCUGAAUUGAUCAUCAACUUUUUAAAUUUGUUACGCUUGAGUGUAAUAGUAAAACCUGUGCUAUUUACACGACUGUACGCUUGUGAAUUAGUUAGUGUAUAGACCGGUGACUUGUAUAUUGUAUGUUUCAAAGAAACCAUAAAAUACAAAGAUAAGCUU
Magallana angulata is the source of this 1648-nucleotide messenger RNA. Its product is annotated as plasminogen-like. Lineage: Eukaryota; Metazoa; Mollusca; Bivalvia; Ostreida; Ostreidae. Gene Ontology annotation, molecular function: signaling receptor binding; endopeptidase activity. The coding region runs from base 70 to 987 and encodes 305 amino acids. The record is from RefSeq and is a predicted model, not a curated record. The transcript is spliced from 5 exons.